CUCAAUUUCUCAGAACCCUAGCGGACAUUUCUCUCUGUAAAUCCCUUUUCUUCAUUUCAAUGGGCAACUUCAGUGGUCUUCCAACAGAUAUUGUACUCGACAUUUUGACUCGUCUUCCAACUGAAUCAGUAUUAGAGUGUAAAUUAGUUUGUAGGCCGUGGAGAAAUCUUGUAUCUCGUUCAUCCAUCAUUAUCUAAAUUGCAUCUAACUCGUCUCAAUCACUCUGCUGAUUCCAGUAAGUUAAGCUUUAUUGUCUUAAGUCUUAAGCAUUUUUACUAUUUUGAGUACGAUGAGAACAAUGUUGAAACCCCUAUUGAUAGUAUGAGAACGAUCAAUUUCACCCCUCCAUUUGCAACUUCUGGUUAUACCUUUUUUGGUUCAAUUAAUGGUUUGGUCUGUUUAUCUGGAUACCAUGAUAGAUCUGUUUGUAUUUGUAAUCCGGUGACAAAAGAAUAUGUUAAGCUACCAAAAUUUAGCAGAGAUUCCGACUCGGAUCAGUAUUUUCCUUGGGCGAGAGGGUUUGGUUACCUUCCUUUAACUAAUGAGUAUAAAUUUGUUGAAAGUAUUAGGUUAAAAACAGACCUCAGUAUUGUCGAGGUUGGGGUGUACACUUUUGGCAGUGGCAAUGGGUGGAGAAAUGUUGGGAGGUUUGAUCUCAAGUGUGGUGAUACGCUUAUCGAUAAUGGUGUCUUUGUGAAUGGAGCGCUGUAUUGGGUUAAUAAAACUGGUGGAGUUGUUUUUGUUUUUGAUUUGACUGAGGAAAAGUUUCGUGAACAGAUUUCACCACAUCCUAAGCCAACAGGUUGGUGGCAUGGAUAUUCUAUAGGGGUUCUGGGUGGGGCUUUAUACUAUGCUAUUGAACAUGGCUAUCAGUUGAACGAAAGCACAUCUGACAUCUGGCUACUGAAAGGGAAGAACGAUAGUCAUGACAUGAAAGAGCAGGUGCAUCAAGAGACAUUGGGUUGGAGUCAUGAGUUCAGUUAUCCAGAAAAAAAAACCAUUUUCCUUGGUAAAGGGUGGCGGUGUUUUACAUUUUUAUUAUUGGUCUCUUGGCAUUUAUGAUGCAGUAACUUCAACCUCGAAGGAGCUUGUGUGUUUUAGUUCAGUUAAUCAAAUAUUACCUCACAACAACACCUUAGUUUCGUUGAAAGAAUUGGGAGAAGAAGAUGUAAAAAUAUUGGAUUCAGCUAGACUUAUUGAAGACAGAAAGCCGUUUUUCCCGACGAAGGAGCUAACAAGAUAAGCUCCCUGGAUACGUUCAUUUACUGGCUAAUGCUCUGCAAAUCUGGAAAUCUCGACAAGUGCAAGGUAGCUAGAGCAGGAAGAAGCUCUGAUUUUGCUUAAAGCUAUAGUGUAUCUUUCAUAUGCAGCGCAGCUAUCUCCUGUCACUAAAAAAUGGAAUACCAAUGGGGCUAUUGAAUCUUUGCCUUCUAAUA
Molecule: messenger RNA, 1436 nt
Organism: Papaver somniferum (opium poppy)
Lineage: Eukaryota; Viridiplantae; Streptophyta; Magnoliopsida; Ranunculales; Papaveraceae
Product: putative F-box protein At1g32420
Exons: 2
Coding region: 322-1062 (246 amino acids)
Source: RefSeq, a predicted model, not a curated record